Messenger RNA from Pediculus humanus corporis (human body louse), 1203 nucleotides. RefSeq lists its product as uncharacterized. NCBI's taxonomy places the organism in Eukaryota, Metazoa, Arthropoda, Insecta, Psocodea, Pediculidae. The record is from RefSeq and is a predicted model, not a curated record. Bases 1 to 1203 code for a protein of 400 amino acids. Gene Ontology annotation, biological process: monoatomic anion transport; transmembrane transport. Gene Ontology annotation, molecular function: transmembrane transporter activity. The transcript has 7 exons.
AUGUUAGCUAAAACUUCGAGAAUAGUAGCAUUAUGUAGUGCUGCUAAUUUUAUUAACGCGGCGGAUCGUGUUAUUAUGCCAAUCGCUAUUGUACCUAUGACGGAUGAGUUCAAGUGGAACUUGCACUGGCAAGGUUGGAUAUUGUCAGCAUUUGCUUUUGGUUAUUUUACAAGUCAAAUAAUUGGGGGUUGUGCUGCCAGCAGGUCUGGAGGCAAAAAUGUUUUGAUAUUUGCAGUCUUAUUUUGGUCCAUAUCAACAGUGGUAACUCCUGUGUUAGCAUCAUCACUACCUGCCAUUAUAUUUUGUCGAGUUUUAUUAGGUUUCGGGGAAGGCCUAGGAUUACCUACCAUAUUCCAUAUUUUUGCCAAUAAUGUUCCCACAGAAGAGAGAUCCAGAGCUUUUGGAUAUUUAGUCGCUGCAGGUUCUGUCGGACAAACUGUGGCUUCUAUUAUAUGCCCACACCUUCAUUGGCAGUCUGGAUUUUAUUUAUUCGGUUCAUUAGGCAUAAUUUGGGUUCUUUUAUCUUUGGUUUUAUAUAAAGAUACGUCUAAACAAGAUGAAAUACCUUUGUUUGUGCCAAAGGUUACCAAUCACAAUGUUCGUUGGUCUGAAUUUUUAAGACAUUGGCCUUUGUGGGCUUUAUAUAUAGCUCAUUUUGCAAUGAACUGGUCCAAUUAUAUAAUUAUGCAGUGGUUACCCACAUAUUUAUCAAGAAAUUUAGGAGCUAAUAAAGAAAGCAUAAGCCUUACUGCUAUGCCCUAUAUUGUAAAUAGUUUGGUAGGAAUCGUGGCCGGUCAUUUCGCUGAUAAACUUAUAAAUAGAAGGUGGACCGUUUUGUCAGUACGAAGAUUAAUGACUUCUAUAGGUUUAUUAGGUCCUGGUAUAUUUUUAUUGGCUUUUUGUGCUGUCGAUAAUUUACUAGCAGCUGUAAUAAUUGUUUGCAUUUCGAUGGGGCUUUGCGCUUGCAAUUCAGCAGGUCACUUAAGUAAUUAUGCUGACAUUGCCCCAAAUCAUGCAGGUCUUACCUUUGCCAUUUCCAAUACGCUUGCAACAAUCCCUGGAAUUCUUUGCGGACCAGUAACUGCUGAACUUGUGACAAGUUCUCACGGUAGAUGGUUUCCAGUGUUUGUACUCGCUGCUGUCAUUAAUUUCACUGGUGCUGUCGUUUAUGCAAGUCAAAGUUCCGCUACUCAGAUUGUUUAA